AUGGCUCUAUCUUCUACGACCAUCUUCAACCAUAUUCCCACCCAAAACGACACCGUCUCCAUCACUGGGUCUCAACCCCAACCCCUACAUCUCCACCGUCCAUUCUCCACCAAUAAUAACUCAACCCUACGAUUCGCCAACUCCCUCUCCAACUUUUUCCACCUUCAAAUCCAAACUCCGCCCACAUCCGCCGUCGCCGGAGAAAAUCCCUCAAACUGGGAUUCUUUCCCGGAUGAGAAACACUCCACUCCGACCACUUCCCCAAAAGAGGUGAUCGCCCAAAAAUGGCGGGAAAUCCAUGGUUUCCACGGCGGUUGGGAGGAAGAGGAUGCUCUACUAAACCCUCUUCACCCUUGGUUGAGGCGAGAAAUCGUUAAGUACGGCGAGUUUGCUCAGGCCACUUACGACGCUUUCGAUUUCGAUUCGUUUUCUGAGUAUUGCGGGAGUUGUAGGUAUAAUGCACACCACCUGUUCGAUAAAUUGGGUUUGACCAAAAAUGGGUAUAAUGUUACUAAGUACAUUUACGCUAUGUCUUCGCACAUUGAUGUUCCCACUUGGCUACAGAGAUCCAAUUUGGUUGAUUCAACGUGGAGUAAGGACUCCAAUUGGAUGGGAUAUGUGGCGGUGAGCGAUGACGACGAGUCGCGAAGGAUUGGCCGGAGGGACAUUGUUGUGGCGUGGCGAGGAACGGUGGCGCCUUCCGAAUGGUACGAAGAUUUUAAGAGAAAAUUGGAGCCAAUUGGGAAUAGAGAAGCGAAAGUUGAACAUGGGUUUUUGAGCAUUUACUCUUCUAAGAGUGAAUCCACUAGGUACAAUAAGUCUAGUGCUUCGGAACAAGUAAUGAAAGAAGUGAAAAAGCUUGUUGAAAUGUAUAGACAAAAGGGUGAGGAAGUUAGUGUCACUAUAACUGGCCACAGCCUCGGGGGCGCUUUAGCUCUUCUAAACGCUUACGAGGCUGCAGCAGAGUGA
Messenger RNA from Cannabis sativa, 969 nucleotides. RefSeq names its product phospholipase A1-Igamma1, chloroplastic-like. Bases 1 to 969 code for a protein of 322 amino acids. The record is from RefSeq and is a predicted model, not a curated record. The transcript has a single exon. Gene Ontology annotation, molecular function: glycerophospholipase activity. Gene Ontology annotation, biological process: lipid metabolic process. Lineage: Eukaryota; Viridiplantae; Streptophyta; Magnoliopsida; Rosales; Cannabaceae.